Molecule: messenger RNA, 2738 nt
Organism: Larimichthys crocea (large yellow croaker)
Lineage: Eukaryota; Metazoa; Chordata; Actinopteri; Sciaenidae
Gene: ggt1b
Product: gamma-glutamyltransferase 1b
Exons: 12
Coding region: 29-1741 (570 amino acids)
Biological process (GO): regulation of immune system process; regulation of inflammatory response; glutathione catabolic process
Cellular component (GO): plasma membrane
Molecular function (GO): glutathione gamma-glutamate hydrolase
Source: RefSeq, a predicted model, not a curated record
AAAUAAAGUAUUUAUUGUUCCUCUAAAAAUGGGCAAGAAGAUGAUAAUUGUGGCUUUGGCGAUGCUCAUCUUGGCAGCCGUCGCCACUUUUGUGGGUGUCUUCUUUGGUGUGGGGAGAAGGACGCAUUCGGGUGUGUCCUGGAAGGCAGCUGUGGCAGCAGAUGCUGGGCCAUGUUCAGAGGUCGGCAGAGACAUACUGGUGAAAGGAGGGACUGCAGUAGAUGCCACUAUAGCUGCUUUACUGUGUGUUGGACUUAUGAACGCUCACAGUAUGGGCAUCGGAGGAGGACUUUUUUUCACCAUCUACAACGCAACAACUGGGCAGACUGAGACGAUUGAUGCAAGGGAGACGGCACCACGCAACGCAUCAGAGAACAUGUUUGGGAACAGUACAGAUCUAUCCCAGAAAGGAGGGUUAUCUAUUGCUGUACCAGGGGAGAUUCGAGGUUACGAGAUGGCACACAAACGACAUGGCAAACUGCCUUGGAAAGACUUGUUCAAGCCGAGCAUUGAUCUUGCAGAGAAUGGUUUCCCUCUGGGCAGGGCACUUGCAAAAGCUGUGUCUGGAAAAAGGAAAAUCAUCAUCAACGACCCGGCCCUAUGUGAAGUGUUUUGUGGGGAAGAUGGUGACAUCUUAAAAGAAAACGACACCAUCAAAUUCACCAAGCUUGCAGAGACUUACAGGAAAAUAGCUGAAGAGGGUCCUGAUGCUUUCUACCACGGGCAACUGGCUCAGAACCUUGUGACAGAUAUUCAGGCAGCAGGCGGUAUCAUCACAAUGGAGGAUCUGAAGGAUUAUAAGCCUGUCUUGGAUGAGAACCCUUUGAGGGUGAAUGUGGGGGAGUACACCAUGGCUGUUCCCAAUGCCCCCGCUAGCGGCCCUGUGCUCUCACUGAUAUUAAACAUCUUGAAUGGGUACAACUUCACCCCAGAUAGCAUGGUGGGCAUGGAAAAAAAGAUCCUAACGUACCAUCGCAUUGUGGAGGCGUUUCGUUUUGCUUAUGCAAAGAGGACCUUGCUUGGAGAUCGAGCGUUUCUCAACAUCACAGAUCUCAUCCAGAAUAUCACUUCAACUCCCUUUGCCGAUGGCCUCCGUGAAAAGAUCACAGAUGACACCACGCAUCACAUGAACUACUACGAGCCAGAGUUUUACCUGCCUGAAAACCACGGGACCUCACACAUCUCAGUCGUAGCAGAAGAUGGAAGCGCUGUGUCCGCCACCAGCACCAUUAACCAAUAUUUGGGCUCCAAAGUCAUGUCAGCAUCGACAGGGAUACUUCUCAACAAUGAGAUGGACGACUUCAGCUCCCCGCUCAUCACAAACGGCUUUGGAGUACCUCCUUCACCAAACAACUUCAUCAGGCCAGGAAAAAGGCCGAUGUCUUCAAUGUGUCCAGCCAUCCUCUUUGACAAAGACAACAAAGUUAAGAUGGUGGUCGGAGGCUCGGGAGGAACAAAAAUCACUACUUCUAUCGCUCAGGUGAUUCUGAAUGUACUGUUCUUCAACUACGAUCUGGAAAAAGCCGUGUCGGAUCCAAGGCUCCACAACCAGCUGAGUCCCAACACCACUGUAGCAGAGCCUGACUUUGACAGAAACAUACUGGAUGGGUUGGCAUCAAAGAACCACACGACAGAGUUCCUCAAAUCGUCAGGAGCUGUGGUGCAAGCAGUGGUUCGUCAUGAUGACGGACUCCAUGCUCAGUCAGAUCCUCGCAAGUUUGCGUACGCUGCAGGGUACUGAGCUCAUAAACACACCUCCGAUUAUGCAAAGAGGCUGUAGCUGUGUGGACCUUGACAUGAGUUGAGAGAUUAGAGACUUAAUAAAGAACCAGAGACUGUGUUGGUCACCAAUUGUUCUCUCAAUAAGUUAGAAUAACUUAACUAAGUCAGAUAGCAGAACGUUGACUUAUUGUUCGUCAUGGAAAUCCUUGAAAACCUAAAACUCUGAAAAUCUGAAUAUUGGCUCUCAUGUCCAAUGUCACACUGUCAUGUUAUGUGAUUAAGAAAUGUACAAGACGUUGAGUAUUUUGAAGGAUUAAAUUUACCAUCAGUCAGGUUUUUAAAAUUUUAAAUUGAACCACCACAAAGGUACAUUUAAAUGCUGAAAUCAUUUCUUUCACUGAAGAAACACUGUUUUUAUUUACACUGUAUGUCAUAAGUAUUCUUACCUAUUUAUGAGGCAUUUUUGUAAAUCAUUGUUUCCUGAACAUUUUCUGUGCCAUCCGCAGUGCAUCUAACUAUUAAUUAAGGAAAUAUCCACAGAAAAAGACACAAAGCUAAGAGUCAGACUUAUAAAUAUGAACUUCAGUCAUUCAAAACUAAACAUGACAAGAUAUUUUACCAGGUAUGUUGAUAUGAGGUGACAGCAAACAAGCAGGAAAGAGCUGCUGUUAAAAUAAAGAACUAUAACAACUCAGGGACAAGCAGUCGUACUUUAUACAGUAAUUUCCCACAACCCAGAGUGCAAUGGCCUAUAAUGACCCCAUAACAACAUUACAUUACAGCUGCUGCUGCUCACUGUCACCACUGGGAUUCAGGGCUCUUAUUUUCUCAGCUGGGAUGUAAAUGUGUUACAUAAUUACAGAAGUGUGUAAAAUGAUACUGCCUUUUCACUACAGGUGAUAAUUCUUAUGUGAUAGAAACAGUGUUUUAAAAAAGUGGUGUAACAUUUUCAACACUUGUUUUAUUAUUGUAUAUCACAUAUUUAUUUAAAAAUAAAUGAGGGACAAUCACAGUUU